UAUAAUUAAUUUUAAAUUUCACCUUCAUACCCUUUUUAUUUUACUCUUUCAUUUUUUGAAUUUAUAUGUUGUUUUCGCAGAAGGGCCGGGAGCCAAUGAAAGAAGACGCCAUUUUUGACUUUUGUCAGCACUCAAUUUAUUCUUCUUUACACAAAAAUAUCAAUUUUUGAGACUGCUAAAGCCUUUUUCACUCAAGAAAACUCAACAACCUCCCUCUUUGCUUUUGCUUCUGAUCUGUAAUUGGAAACAAUGCCUAUAGCAGAGAUCUUUCUCUCUGCCUUCGUCAAAUUGCUGUUUGAGAAGAUGUCCUCUUUUGCCUCCUCCAAAUUACCCACCUUUGAAGGUAUUGCUGUCCAGCUCACCAAUUGGACCAGUAUGCUGUCUCAAAUUCAAGCUCUUCUGAUUGACGCGGAGGACAAGCAACUGACCGAUCCAGCCGUGAACCUGUGGCUCGACGAUCUCCAGGAUCUGGCAUAUGAUUUGGAUGAUUUAGUGGAUGAGUUUGCCACCGAAGCUUUGCGACAGAAUCUCAAGGCAAAGCCGCCCCAACCUAGUUCCAGCAAGGUAUGGAAUCCCAUCCUUAAUUUCAAGCCAGAAGAUGUUAUGUUUAAUCUCAAAAUGAGGUCCAAGAUUGAGGAGAUCAAUACCAGAUUACGCACUAGUUUUGAUCGAUCUUCGCAACUUAAUUUGGUUAAGAUUGUUGGAACCACCACACCUACUAAGACUUGGCAAAGAACAGAGUCUACAUCUUUAUUUGAUGAACCUCGCAUUUACGGCCGAGAACACGAUCAGAGUAAGAUAAUUGAGUUGCUCGUAAAGGGGGAUGAAUCAAGUCAUAACAACGUUGGUGUAAUUCCCAUUGUGGGUAUGGGUGGGAUUGGCAAGACCACCCUCGCUCAGAUGGUAUACAAGGAUGAAACCGUGAAGGAGUAUUUCAAUCUGAGAGCAUGGGUCUGUGUGUCAAAUGAGUUUGACAUUAUGAAAAUAACAAAAUCUAUUUAUGAUUCAAUUACUUCUCAAACACAUAGUUUUAAUAACUUGAAUCAAGCUCAAGUUGAACUACAGAAGGCUUUGGCUGGAAGGAAGUUCUUAAUUAUUCUAGACGAUGUCUGGAACGAAGAUUACAAUGCUUGGAAUGUUUUGAAGAAACCUUUUAAUGAUGGAGCCCAAGGGAGUAGAGUCAUGGUGACAACACGUAACAGCGACAUUGCAACAAUGAUGGCAACUGUUGAACUUCAUCACGUUAAGAUCCUAUCAGAUGAGGAUUGUUGGUCAUUGUUUGCACAACAUGCCUUUGCGAAUACAAGUAUUGAUGCAAAUCCAAAUUUGGUAUCAAUUGGGAAAAAAAUUGUGGAGAAAUGUAAAGGUUUGCCUCUUGCUGCUAGGACACUUGGUGGCCUUUUACGCAACAAAGUACGAAAUGAGGAAUGGGUAAAUGUAUUGCGUAGUAAAAUAUGGGAUUUACCACACAAAAAAAAUGACAUCCUUCCUGCUUUGAGAUUAAGCUACCAUGAUCUUCCUUCGCAUUUAAAGCAGUGCUUUGCAUAUUGUUCAAUAAUACCCAACGACUAUGAAUUUGAGGAAGAGGAGUUAGUCUUGUUGUGGAUGGCAGAGGGCUUCAUUCAGCAACAAAGAGAGAAGCAAAUGGAAGAUGUAGGAGGUGAGUACUUUCGGGAAUUGUUGUCAAGGUCUUUUUUCCAACCAUCAAGUACCAGUAAAAGCUCUAAAUUUGUGAUGCAUGACCUCAUCAAUGAUUUGGCUCAAGUAGUUGCAAGAGAAACUUGUUUUAGAUUGGAGGAUAGAUUGAAAUAUCCGGAGCAGUGCAAGAAUAUAAAGAAAGCUCGACAUUCAUCUUACAUGCAGGAGUACCAUGAGGGUAUGAAAAAAUUUGAGAUCUUUGACAAAGCCAUGCAUUUACGGACCUUCUUAUCAAUUAACUCACCAUAUGGUCAUAAUUGUUAUUUGGCAAGCAAUGUUUCCCUUAAUCUAUUGCCGAAGCUAAGACGCUUGAGGGUGCUCAAUAUGAGUAGAUAUUCCAUCACAGAAGUUCCAAAUUCGGUUGGAGAUUUGAAACAUUUGCGGUACCUUAACCUUUCCAACACUGAUAUUAAAGAAUUACCUAAAUCAUUAGGGUCUCUCUACAAUUUACAAACGUUGAUGUUAAGAGAAUGUCAAUAUCUAAAAAAGUUGACAACAGACUUGGGAAACCUAAUUGACCUACGUCAUCUCGAUACUACAAAUGCACAUUCCUUAGAAGAAAUGCCACUGGGAAUAUGUAAGUUGGCUAGUCUUCAAACACUGUCCAAUUUCAUUGUUACUAAAAACAAUGGGCAUCAGUUAAGAGAGUUGGGGAACUUAAAUUAUCUUCGGGGGAAGUUUUGCCUAUCUGGGUUACAGAAUGUGGUGGUUCCAUUAGAUGCAAGGAAGGCGAAUUUAAAUGAUAAGAAGGGGUUAGAUGUGUUAUCAAUGAAAUGGAGUGUUAACUCAGAUGAUUCACGAGAUGGAAGAGUUGAAACUGAAGUGCUUGACAUGCUACAACCUCACAAGAAUUUAAAAGAGCUGCAUAUCAAUGGCUAUCUUGGUACAAGAUUUCCGACUUGGAUAGGAGAUCCUCUGUUCUCCAAUAUGGCUGACCUACAUUUAGAUAAUUGUGGAAAUUGUGCAUUCUUGCCACCACUUGGACAACUACCCUCCCUCAAAAAGCUCUACAUUAAAGGAAUGAGGGUACUAAAGCAUGUUGGUUGUGAGUUCUACGGGCAAGGUGGUGUUCAACCUUUUCCGUUACUGGAGACUCUAAGCUUUGAGAAUAUGCCAGAAUGGGAGGAUUGGUAUACUUUUGAAGAUCACAAGGAAGUUCAACCAUUCACUCGUGUCAAGUAUCUCUCCAUAAUAGAAUGUCCCAAACUUCUUAAAAUGUUGCCUACUGAUCUACCUUGUUUGAAUAAUCUAGAGAUUAGGGACUGCCCCAAACUCUGUGGGGUGAUGCCCAAGGAUCUACCUUGUUUGAAUAAUCUAAAGAUUAGGGACUGCCCCAAACUCUGCGGGAUGAUGCCCAAGGAUCUACGUUGUUUGAAUAAUCUAGAGAUUUCAGAGUGCCCACAAUUCCUAGUUGAAGGUUCCAGCAUUAGCCUCCCGUCACUCACCUCGAUAGCUAUGAAUGACGUUCCUCUAACAAGCCUUGAAGCGGUCCUUGAGAUGAGGAGUAUGGUUGAUGAUGAAGUGAUAUCGGCAAAUGCAAAGUCUAAGCAUCCGAGUUCAACAACUUCCUUGAGCAUUGGGAUGAUUAAGAAACUCGAGCUCUUGCCGAAAUGGGUUACUCAUGGGCUGAUGGAAGUCGAGGAAUUGAACAUUAGAAGGUGUGAAGAACUCAAGACACUGUGGAAGAAUGAGGCGAGAGUGCAACACAACCUCCCUGCAUUCCGACGUUUGAGAAUUGAAGACUGCCCCCAGCUUGUUUCAUUGUUUGAAGAAGAAUGGGUUACUCAUGGGCUGAUGGAAGUCGAGGAAUUGAACAUUAGAAGGUGUAAAGAACUCAAGACACUCUGGAAGAAUGAGGCGAGAGUGCAACACAGCCUCCCUGCAUUCCGACGUUUGGAAAUUGAAGACUGCCCCCAGCUAGUUUCAUUGUUUGAAGAAGAUGAGGAUGAAGAAAAUGAAGGGCAACAUCAGCAACAACAACAAGAGGGACCCCCUAGCAUAGUGAGGCUUGAGCAUCUAACAAUAAUUAAUUGUGAAAAGGUGCUGGAUAAACUGCCACGGCUGCUACAUACGUUCACUUUUCUUCGAGAGUUGUAUGUCUCUAUGUGUCCAAGUCUCGGCUCUUUUCCGGAGACAGGUUUUCCCAGCACGCUGAAAAAUCUCGAGAUACGUGAUUGUGAGGCUCUGCAAUCCUUAUUCGGGUGGAUAACACAGAUUAAUGACAAUAAUCUUGAAGUGUUAGAGGUUACGAAUUGUCCGUCUCUUACGUGGUUGAUAUCGUGCAGAGGUGGGGGGCUACCACCCACACUCAAAGAGCUUCGGAUUUGGUGGUGUAAAAAGUUGGAGGCACUGCUAGUAGAAGAGGGGAUGGAAAUUAACUGUCCAUCUCUUGAGUCUGUUUGGAUCGUUGAUUGUGAUGGGCUCAAAUACUUGCCAGAUGCCCUUCCUAAUAAUAAUAAUCUCAGGAAUCUCAGUCAAUUGAUCUUGUAUGGUUGUAAGAAUUUGGAGUGCAUUCCGGAAGGAUGGUUCCACUCCACAACAAAUCUGACAAAAUUGAAUAUCAGGGGAUGCAAAAAACUGAAGGCCCUACCACACGGAUUGCAGAGCAUCAACUACCUCACUUCUCUUGAAGAGCUGGAGAUGGAUAUUUCACAAUGGAACAACAACUUCAAGAAGAUUGGUUUGCACAGUUUAUCCUCUCUUAAAAGACUAACGUUGAUUGAAGGCAAAGAAGAAGAACAUCUGGUGGGUUCCAGCUUUCCGAUAGAUGGGAAGUUGCUGCCCACCUCUCUGAUCAAUCUUUGGAUCGGGGAUUUUCGAAAUCUGGAGAAGCUAUCUUCUAAGUUGUUUCAAAACCUCGCCUCUCUUGAACAACUUUGGAUCAGGGAUUGCCCUAGGCUCAAAUCUUUACCAGUGCAAAGGCUGCCUCCCUCACUUAAUGAAUUGUGGAUUGAGAGUUGUCCGAGACUAACAGGGAAGUGUGAAAAGGGGAAAGGCAAAUAUUGGCCCCACUUAGCUCACAUUCCUCAAGUCGAGUGGUGUGAUGAUUCUAAGUUCUAAACCGUGUGGAGAUUCCCACCGCAAUACAAGCAGUCAAAUUGCCAGAAAUGUACUUUCAAGCAUCUGAAUACAAAGAAAAGCUUCUUCCGAUAGAUUUCCUUGUCUGCUUUUAUUUCCCGAGGGAACCACAACAAAUUGAAGAGUUCUCAUUUCUUUCCAACUUGGUGCAUUUGUCCUUGGAUAUCCUGUCCUUCCAGUGAUUGUUCGCUAUCCCCGUGUACACUUUGAUCACUCUUGCUCUGGCAAUGGAUGAUAUGAUAGCUUGGAUGCAAGAAGGUGGGCAGGUGGGAAUAUUUUAUGCCACAAACAGUACGAGGAAACGAAGGAAUAUGCUUAUGAAAAUGGUUGAAGGAAAAUGCAAGGUACAUGCUCAUUGCAUGUUUGCGGCAGGAUUACUAAGAAUUCUCCAAGGACAAAAUUGAUACAAAAGUGAAGAGUAUCAUGUUGCUGCAUAGCAGGCCAAGAAGGCCAAUUAUUUCUUGAGCUUUCCUAUGUGAAAUGUUUCAUCUUUAAGACUUAAGAUCAUAUCUCAUCUACAUUUCAUAGUAAAUUUGUGAACAAGCUAAACAAAUAUGGUUGUUUGUGGCUAAAUUAGCAUAGUUAGAAAUUUUAUUGAUAUGUUGUUGAUCUCAUCUUAAACUCGUUAAUGUCUUAUGCAUGCUAUAUGCUUUGCCGUACAGAUUAUUUUUUUGGAGACAAUAUGCAAUGAUGAGCGCAUUAUUGAAAGAAACAUACGUCUUAAAAUUCAACAAAGCCCUGACUAUGUAGAGGAGUAUGGCUGCUUACUAAAAUGAGCAAAUUAUUAUCUUAGUCUACACUUCUAUACUUAGUAAAUGUUGUUUCCCUUUAGGACAGAUUUUGAAGCUGGAUAUCAAGACUUCAAAAAGCGAGUAGAAAAUUAUGAAAAGGUUUAUGAGCCAGUAGAAGAAGGAUCAUACAUCAAAAUGAUUGAUAUGGUCAGUGGUCAAGGUGGACAAAUACAAGUAAGU
Messenger RNA from Camellia sinensis, 5747 nucleotides. The record is from RefSeq and is a predicted model, not a curated record. Lineage: Eukaryota; Viridiplantae; Streptophyta; Magnoliopsida; Ericales; Theaceae.